CACCAGUAACACCAUCUCUCAAAUGUGCCUCCAGGGGUCAUCGGUCCAGUUAGUGUCAUAAAACUGAAUCAUGAAAUCGACUUUUAAAGCGUCUGAUGUGUGAAUUUUCCUCAUGUGUUGCGUAAAAGCUGUGAUGGAUGACUGAAACAGGGCUUAAACAGUGCAGUAAAGACCCCGGAGCUGCUGGUCUCAGCUCCAGUCUCUCCUCUCUCUCUGCACCAGGUGAUGAUGCCGUCAGAAUCUGCAGCCAAUGGUGUGACGCUGAAGUCUGAGACUGAACAUGUGGGACUUCCUGCUGUUCCAAACCUGAGAGGGAGAGGACAAACAAACACAGACCACCGGCCGGGUCAUCACAGACGUACGCAUGUGUUACUGUGGUUUCAGGGUCACACUUGCAGACUUCUUCUUCCUUGUCUUUUUGGCUUUUAUUACAUUUAUCGCUGCUUAAAAUGUGGAAAUUUCUCUAAAGUACAAAGACAUGUUUAUCUGCAGAAUUCUGAGUAAACAGACUGUUUGCUGGUGUUGAAGCGCUGCCAAAGAACUGAACACAUGGAGACAGAGAGCCAGCAGUGGACAGAAUGCCAAACCGAUGAGGAUCACAGCGACACUGAGGAGAUCCUGUUUCAGAACCAUGAGAGCUGCACCACUGACCUGCCCCGUCACCCACAGCUGGACGCCGACAUCGAGGCCAUCAGGACCUUAUACUCACACUCUGCAGUUUCUGUCAGAGAGUAUGAGUUGAUUGAUGAAGUGGAAAUUGAUUUACAUCUUAAAGCCAAUUUUUUGGAUGGGAAGGUGGCUAAAGUCUGGAAGAUUAAUCUGUCAGAGCCCAUCAUCAUUCGUCUGCGCUUUUCUCUGUCUCAGUAUCUGGAUGGACCUGUGCCUUCAGUCCAAGUGUUUCAACCAUCGAAUAUGGACCAUUUCAGCCUCGGGAAACAGCUGCAGAAUAUUCUCACGGUGUUCAUAUCGCGGGAAUGGAAGCAUGUGACCAACGACAGCAUCACAAUCCGACAGAAAAGGAGACACAGCUGGUUCAGACCUGGAGGAACCAUCAAGAAGUUCCGUGCUAGACUUAGCAUCUGGCUCCCAUUAUCGAAAUCGGAUGAGCUCCAGAAAUCUAAUGGAAAGAGAAAGAUCAUUUCACCAGCAAUGAAUAUGCAUCGUUUUACAAAUAACACCACUUCUUAUGCCAUAAAGAACCCUUCAGGAGAGCUCUUCGCCUACACACCCAGUGGAAAGAGGGUUGUGGUGUCAGCGGUGAAAUCGUCAGCACAGCUCAGUACCAAACAGCUGAUAGAGCUGCUGUUCUCCUCACAGGCCAUCAGACACUGCAAGGACGCCCCAAGUCUGCAGCACGGCUUUUUAGUGCAGAUAAAGGGAUAUGCUGAGCAGAGACUCCUGACACUAAAUGAAUACUGUGUUGUCUGUGAUGAGCGGCAUGUGUUUCAGAAUGGCCCCAUGUUAAAGCCGGCUGUUUGCACACGGGAGCUGUGUGUCUUUUCCUUUUACACUUUAGGGGUUAUGUCUGGAGCCACUGAGGAUGUUGCAACUGGUGCAGAGAUAAUUGAUCUGUUGGUGGCCAUGUGCAGAGCUGCACUGCAAUCUUCACGCAAGAGCAUCAUAUUUGAGCCAUAUCCAUCUGUUGUUGACCCCUGUAACCCCAAAACCCUGGCUUUUAGUCCUAAGAGAAAGAGCUACGACCGAUUGCAAAAAGCUCUGGACAAUGUCCUGUUAGUCAGGCAGCUGGCACAGGGUCCAUACAGUGAAAUAAAGAAGCAGAUGGAUAAGAUGGAUCACCUUGCCUACCCUUUACUGCAGUGGAUUUUAGCAAGCAACAGAUCAUACAUUGUCAAGCUUCCACUGAACAGGCAGCUGAAGUUCAUGCACACGCCUCACCAGUUCCUCCUGAUCAGCAGUCCUCCAACAAAAGAAGCUCGAUUUCAAGCUGCCAGAAAACUUCAUGGCAGCACCUUCGCUUUCCAUGGUUCACACAUCGAAAACUGGCACUCUAUAUUAAGAAAUGGACUUAUUAACGCUUCCAAUACUAAAUUACAGCUUCAUGGCGCUGCAUAUGGGAAAGGCAUCUAUUUGAGUCCUAUCUCAAGCAUAUCUUUUGGAUAUUCUGAGAUGGGUAAAGGUCAAUACCAAAUGUGCACCAAAGAUGAACUCAUGACAAAAUACAAUGGAAUAAAUAAAUUCAAGGAACAACCAGGUCAGGCCAGAUUUCUACAAAGUAAGAACCUUAACUGUGUUGCACUAUGUGAAGUAAUAAUGUCAAAAGAACUUCAGAAGCAUGGAAACAUUUGGGUUUGUCCAAUACCAGACCAUGUGUGCACACGUUUCCUCUUUGUAUAUGAAAAUGGCCAAGUGGGAGAUGUCAACGUCAACACCCAGGAAGCAACUAUCCACAGGGAAAUUUUGCAAGUAAUUGCUGCAACAACCUGCUGAGAAAACAAAUGAAUAAAAAAACAUGAGUGUAUUUCUUUGAGGCAGAAUUCAGAAUUAUGAUGAUGGGACAGUCUUUGGUUGAGAAGUUGGGUUUUUCUCAUUUUGAUAAGUGACUGUUUACAUUUUUUUAAUGCUGUGUUACUGUUAAAAUGUAUAGAAUUGAUCAAAUUUCGGGAAAAAAUCUCAGAUGAUAAUUUCACUAACAGCAGUACUUUCACAAUACAUUUAUUCUCCUGUUAUAGUUUUGCCUUAUAAGUUACUGUUUAGUCUACAUAGGCUCAUAACUAUGUAAACAAUUUUUUUUGUAAACAUAUGCAUUUUUAAUACAAUUUUGCUCUACAUGUUGUCUAGCUUUUAAUGUUUUUCCUAAUUUUUUAAUAUAUUUUUUUUGUUUUUGUAACUUCAAAACCUUUUGUGUUGUUGUUGAUGUAAAUGUUUACCACAAGAUGGUGCUAUUUCCAACAUAAAAUCUCAGGGCCUUCUUAUUACUACUAGAGUGGAAAUGAUCACCUUAUAAUAAAGGUUGUGAGAGUC
Molecule: messenger RNA, 2982 nt
Organism: Sphaeramia orbicularis (orbiculate cardinalfish)
Lineage: Eukaryota; Metazoa; Chordata; Actinopteri; Kurtiformes; Apogonidae
Product: protein mono-ADP-ribosyltransferase PARP6-like
Exons: 23
Coding region: 550-2448 (632 amino acids)
Molecular function (GO): NAD+ poly-ADP-ribosyltransferase activity
Source: RefSeq, a predicted model, not a curated record